AUGAACCCAGACCAAGAAUCAGCAGCACCCCAUGGAGAUGCUGGUCAAAAUACGCGGGAGGCGGACACGACCGCACAACCGCCCAGUACCCUCGUUGAGCCUCACCCCGAACCAGCCAACGAACCUCUCGUACCCGCGGAUCCCAAAGUGAACAAAGCAAAACCAACAGUAUGGAGUAUUAUCUCGGACUUGUUUAUCUGGGAGAUACUGGCCAUGGCCUUAUCUUCGGCACUUCUGGUCGCGAUCGUUGUGAUCUUGACGCAGUAUGAUGAUCAUCCCCAACCGAGUUGGACGUUCUCGCUGAACUCGGUAAUUUCCUGGCUGAGCACCAUCUCAAAAGGAUGUGUUUUAUUCUCUAUCAGCGAGGGAAUAGGGCAACUAAAGUGGGUGUGGUUCACACGACAAAGUCGACCCUUGGUGGAUCUGAGUAUCUUCGAUGGGGCCAGCCGCGGAUUGUGGGGUUGUGCAAGCCUGCUUUGGAGACAGCGAGCCAGGCAUUUUGCAGUCCUUGGUAGUCUAGCUGUCCUCCUCGCGAUCGCCUUUGACCCUUUUGUCCAAAAUUUGAUCCAUUACUACCCGAAGCUCAUUGUUGAUCCCACGGGGACUGCAAUCGUAUCAAGCAACUCUGUGUAUGACGCUUUAGGGCCUCCAUUGAGUGUUUCGGCGUACUAUCUUGAUCCGGCAAUGAAAGCUAAUAUCUACAAUUCGCUAUUCAAUAGUGACUCUUCAAAGCCAUGGAAUAUCCCACGGUACACCUGUAGCUCAGGAAACUGCACCUGGGAUCCGAUUGCUACACUGGAAAUGAGGGCGAGUUGCACGAACAUCACAGACCGACUGAAAACCAAAUGUGACAAUAUCCUCGAGGGGCAGAGAUUGAGCUCAUCAACGAAAAUUUGCUCUGUUUAUCUUAAGGAUAACAAUGGUAAUGUUUCUGCGUAUGUUCAGGAACCGGGUACACUAUGGGGUGCGCCAGUCGCCAUAGGAUCGGUGAAACCUUUGGUCUAUACAAAGAGCAUCAUACCACCUAUCCAACUUGUGGCUCCAGAUAACCUGUUACCGGUCGAAGAGCUAUGGACACUCGAUUCCAAAAUACAGCCUCAGUGGCAAGCAAUUGAAUGUGCCAUUGAUCCUGUUGUGCACAGCUUUCGCCCCACAGUCAGGCGAGGCGUCUAUCAGGAAGAAACCCUGGGUAUAUCAAAGAACGGGUCUUUCGAAAGCUUUUAUCUGGGUAGUAACUAUCACAUGCAUUCCCCCUGGGGACAAGAGAUGGGCGUCGAGAAAGACAGAGACUUCCUGAUAUACAAGCGGACGCUUACAGCGAUACGAUAUUUCUUCCAAGAUUUCUUCGCCGGUCGAGCACACCUCGACCCUUACGGUUUCGCCUUUAUUCCCAAUACCGUUCAAUAUCAAUACGCAAGUGCGGAUUUGAUCCAACUUCUCACACUCUCGAACAUAACCGGUUGCGCGGGUGGAACUGCCAAGCAGAUGCACUGUGCUAUGGAUAAUGUCGCCGAAGCAAUGUCCAAGACUAUUCGGGAUACGCCUUAUUCUUCAACCUUUGCAAAUACGACUGGUCAGGCAAUGAUCAGCACGACAUAUGUUUCCAUCCAUUGGCAGUGGAUCGUUCUUCCGGUGCUGGUGUGGCUAUUGGGCCUUGUAACAUUACUAGGGACCAUUUGGAAGACUCGCAAAGCUAUGGUUCCUUCAUGGAAGAAUGGUGUGAUGCCACUCUUAUCUGUGUACAAAAAUGACCGGGACGAGAAGUUACAAAGUGACCAAGUGUCAGAGACUGAGAGGGCGAUAUUAUACCAGAGUGAGGGUAAAAUGGUUCUGUCAGGGUAG
This is a messenger RNA of Penicillium coprophilum, 1842 nucleotides long. Its product is annotated as DUF3176 domain-containing protein. The transcript is spliced from 3 exons. The coding region runs from base 1 to 1842 and encodes 613 amino acids. NCBI's taxonomy places the organism in Eukaryota, Fungi, Ascomycota, Eurotiomycetes, Eurotiales, Aspergillaceae. The record is from RefSeq and is a predicted model, not a curated record.